Sorex fumeus (smoky shrew) is the source of this 1008-nucleotide messenger RNA. Its product is annotated as casein kinase I-like. Gene Ontology annotation, biological process: peptidyl-serine phosphorylation; negative regulation of canonical Wnt signaling pathway; signal transduction. Lineage: Eukaryota; Metazoa; Chordata; Mammalia; Eulipotyphla; Soricidae. The record is from RefSeq and is a predicted model, not a curated record. Gene Ontology annotation, cellular component: nucleus; cytoplasm. Bases 1 to 1008 code for a protein of 335 amino acids. The transcript has a single exon. Gene Ontology annotation, molecular function: protein serine/threonine kinase activity; ATP binding.
AUGGCGAACAUAAGCGACUCCAAAGCCGACUUCGUGGUCGGCGGGAAAUACAAGCUGGUCCGGAAGAUCGGGUCCGGCUCCUUCGGGGAUAUUUACCUGGCAGUGAACGUCACCAGCGGCGAGGAGGUGGCGGUGAAGCUGGAAUCGCAGAAGGCGCGGCACCCCCAGCUGCUGUACGAGAGCAAGCUCUACAAGAUCCUCCAGGGCGGCGUGGGCAUCCCCCACAUCCGGUGGUAUGGGCAGGAGAAGGACUACAACAUCCUCGUCAUGGACCUCCUCGGACCCAGCCUCGAAGAUCUGUUCAACUUCUGUUCCAGAAGGUUCACCAUGAAAACGGUCCUUAUGUUAGCCGACCAGAUGAUCAGUAGAAUCGAAUAUGUGCACACGAAGAAUUUUAUACACAGAGACAUUAAGCCAGAUAACUUCCUGAUGGGUAUCGGGCAUCACUGUAAUAAGUUAUUCCUGAUUGAUUUUGGCUUGGCCAAAAAGUACAGAGACAACAGGACAAGGCAACACAUACCGUACCGAGAAGAUAAAAAUCUGACCGGCACGGCCCGUUAUGCUAGCAUCAAUGCACAUCUGGGUAUUGAACAGAGUCGCCGAGAUGACAUGGAAUCGUUAGGUUACGUUUUGAUGUAUUUCAACAGAACCAAUUUGCCGUGGCAAGGACUAAAGGCUGCAACAAAGAAACAAAAAUAUGAAAAGAUUAGUGAAAAGAAGAUGUCUACUCCUGUUGAAGUUUUAUGUAAGGGAUUUCCCGCAGAAUUUGCCAUGUACUUAAACUAUUGUCGUGGGCUGCGCUUUGAAGAGGCCCCAGAUUACACGUAUUUGAGGCAGCUAUUUCGCAUUCUUUUCAGGACCCUGAACCACCAAUAUGACUACACGUUUGACUGGACAAUGUUAAAGCAGAAAGCAGCACAACAGGCAGCCUCUUCAAGUGGGCCGGGUCAUCAGGCCCAACCCCACACAGGCAAGCAAACUGACAAAAAUAAGAGUAACAAAGCAUGA